AUCAAAUACACAAGUUGCCUGGGUCGCUUUCGAAAAAAUGCGACCUGUAUUCAGACUAUCAGCUACAGGUCGCAUUACAGCAAAAAAAAAAAAAAAAAAACAGGAAGUGGAAACUGCAGUGCUUAUGAUAAGCGCAAUAUGCUUCACUUAGCUCCUUGAUAUGAAAAAUAGGAAGUUGAAUUUUGGGUUUAAAUUCAAGUUCCUAUCGCUAUGCAAACCCUCCACAUCUUCUGACCUCCUGUAUGCAAAAAUCUACAUAUAAUUGCUUUGAAUUAUACUAUUAUACUCAAAAGCAAUCAUUGUAUGUACACAUGCACAUAAUCACACAAAGAACCGUUGUUCACUUGGAGUUUUCAGGAUUUCAACCGGUGAUUGUUUUAACUGCAGUUAAAUAUGAACAAACUGUCUUCAAAAACUCAAUAAAGUUCACAGUUUCCUAACGUUGAAGUCCAGAAUGAACGUGUUCAAAGCAUCCAAGUUUAUAGAAAGCCAUCAAGCUCACAUAUACAUAAAAUAUGACUUUUAGCACCUAAACAGCUCUUUAUCUGUGAGCUGCACAUGUGGUUUUUGUGUUCAACGUCUGCAGGCUGUUCUUGAGAAAACAUCUCAACUCAUUAUCGCUUUCUUCCCGUGUGAAGAACUACAGCUAAGCUCCCUCAGCACAUUCAGGCUAGCUUGGCUCCGCUUAACCGAUCCUAGGAAGACGCCGCUGACCGCAGUACCAGGACAGGCCUGCGCUGUGCUCGAGGAGGUAUAAAACUGGGAGUAGAUCCCCUCCAAGGAAAUCCUGUAAUCCAUCAGCAAAAUGUUCCUCUUCACUUUGGUGCUGGUGGUGCUGUUUCUACCGGAAGCUGACAACCUGAAAUGUAAAUGUGAAUCUGGCCCCGAGGGAAUUUGCUCUGAUGAAACAACUGAAUGUUCCUCAAAGAACUAUAGUUGUUCAGUAAGAACAAAAGUCUAUUAUUUAGGUGGUGCAAAGUCUGAGCACAACUCCAAAGGUUGCAUUAGGUCUGAACUGUGUAUUAGCUUCUCUGUCAGCUAUGGAGCUUACAGAAUUGUACAAAACACCAAGUGCUGCAGUGAAGAUCUCUGCAACGCCCAGAUUAACUACACAAAACCUGUCUCCACUCCAAAUAGAAAAAAGUGCUACAGCUGUGAUGAAGAAAACUGCAUGAAAACCCUUAAAUGUGCAGGGGAUGAAAACUACUGCAUUGAUAUAAAAGGACAUGCAGUAGGAGUAACUUUGAUGUCGAAGGGAUGUGCCUCUAAGUUGGUGUGCUCAGAUCAAUUUUCUUCAGUGAUGAGUCAGUUAACUUCACGGCCCCCUGGAACAAAGAUUAGCUGCUGCCGGGGCAACUACUGCAACGGCGUCAGCAGCACCAUCAGCAAAAGCAGCGCCAGCAGCACCAGUCCCACCCUGCUGCUCCUGUUGGUGCCUCUGUUGUUUUCUAACUUUUUUCUUAGCUCACAGAAGCUACUGAAUUGCUGCCAUGUUUUCUUUUUAAUCACAAUUCAUUUUCUAAACCUGUUCUUUUUAUUUGAUUCUAUAGCUUGGUUAGCUAAGCAACAUGUUAUAAUCAACAACAUCCUCUAUACUUUGUUGUUCUAUACUAAAAUAAUCUUCCUCAAUAAACACAAUUUUUUUUAAUUCUGGGUCCAGUACCGAUCUGAUUCUAAAUGUUUAGUUUUGAAAAAACAAAAUGACUUGAUGUUAUAGAUGUGGAAUAAACAUGUUUGAUUUUCUUUGAUUUAAUAUUAAAACUUGUUUUAAUCAAAGAAAAGUUAAAAGCUUUCAGAGCCCAAGAUUGUAGAGUUUGAAUGGAAAACUAACCAACAUGAACGUAAAAUUCAACCUGGAGAGACUCAGAGAGAAAGUAGCUGUCUUACUUUCUUAGCUGAUAGAAAUAAUUGCAUUGCUACCAGGUUUUCUUUUUAUGCAUAAUUCAUUUAAUAAAUCUGUUUUUUUUCUUUUCAUUGAUUCUCUAUAAAUUCACUAAGAUAAAACCAAGCAACAUUCUGUAAACAUCCUCAAUACUUCACUGCUGUUGUUCUCUAAAAACAAAUCCUGCUGAAUAAAUGCAUUAAAAA
This is a messenger RNA of Xiphophorus couchianus (Monterrey platyfish), 2088 nucleotides long. Its product is annotated as phospholipase A2 inhibitor and Ly6/PLAUR domain-containing protein-like. The coding region runs from base 806 to 1648 and encodes 280 amino acids. The record is from RefSeq and is a predicted model, not a curated record. Lineage: Eukaryota; Metazoa; Chordata; Actinopteri; Cyprinodontiformes; Poeciliidae. The transcript has 6 exons.